Suillus clintonianus is the source of this 1286-nucleotide messenger RNA. RefSeq lists its product as uncharacterized. The transcript has 4 exons. Gene Ontology annotation, cellular component: kinetochore. The record is from RefSeq and is a predicted model, not a curated record. The coding region runs from base 41 to 1126 and encodes 361 amino acids. NCBI's taxonomy places the organism in Eukaryota, Fungi, Basidiomycota, Agaricomycetes, Boletales, Suillaceae.
AAAUUGUGGCAUGUUUGUCAAUCCGGCGUGAAGUCAAUCCAUGGCCGACGAGGAUGAUUACCUCUCGGACAAGUUUCUUGUUCAACUUGCAGCCGAGUCUGCACCGAAAACGUAUGCUCAGAGACGCCAAGAGGCGCUGAAGCAGUCUCAAGUCAAGAAUGAGCAGAACCGAACCAAGAGUCGGCGUCAGAGGGAGCAGGAGUCCAGGGAAGAGGGGCUUAGCAAGAGCCUGUUUGAGCGUGCACAGGAGGAAGAGAUGGCCGUUGGUGGGAGCAAGGCACUGGGCAUCAUGGUGAAAAUGGGGUUCAAGGUCGGGCAAUCGUUGGGAAAGAUCGAGGACAGCCCUCCAAAGACCACCGUGACAGUUCCCUUACCUGGUCCGUCCGAGGACGAGUCUUCGCAGGGUACAUCCAGGGCUCAGUCAGAAUCUGCGGAUCUUGGAGAGGACUCGAAAGGAAAGCCUCGACACAAGGUUGAACCAUUACCCCUCAAUGAAUGGCGAGGGAAGAAAGGCAUCGGUCUAGGGAAGCGUGCUCGCUCACCCAGCGCCGCUGAUCGCCUCGCGAAGAUGGCGAAGAUGGCGGAGGCAGCCAGUCAUGAGAGUUUCCGAGAUCGCGCCCGCCGCGAAUACGAAGAACGGCGAGCAGAAGGGCGCCUCGGUCCUACACGACGAACGUGUCUCACACUCGACGAGAAGGCGGGCAUUACAUUCAAUGUCCUCUGUUUGGACCCGAACGACCCUGAGUCUGUGCCAUCGGGCCUUAUGGACGCGCUAUCAGCCCAUACACUGCUUGUAUCACCGUUGCCUUCCGCCUCAGGAGAUGCCUCCCAUAAGGCACGUCUACGCGCCCAAAUGGCAGCUGAUGCCCUGUUACCGGUUUCUUCUUUGGAUGAAGAUGACAACGACAACGACAAUGAAACACCCACAACAGUGGAAGAAUUCCCGCAAGAAGUCAUCGAGGAAGCAGCUUACUUUUUGCGAUUGGGCCCGCGGGACCGCUUAAAGCUCCUUCUCGACUAUCUCCGGGAGAAAUACUCGUACUGUUUCUGGUGCGGGACGCAAUAUGAGGAUUCUAUUGAUUUGGAACAGAAUUGCCCUGGGCCUGAAGAAGAUGAGCACGACUAGAUGUCUAGUGUGGGGAAUAUGUUCCCUCCGUAGCCAACGUCAAUCGUAUUGAUUGAUCUAAACGUACACAAUUUCCCUACGAGAAUCAAGAUGUAGUACAAUCGUGAGUCCGAAAUUUCCACAAGCAAAGAGCGAAGUUAUGGCAACUAUGAGAAGGAAA